This is a messenger RNA of Centruroides sculpturatus (bark scorpion), 1856 nucleotides long. RefSeq names its product solute carrier family 41 member 1-like. The record is from RefSeq and is a predicted model, not a curated record. Gene Ontology annotation, cellular component: plasma membrane. Gene Ontology annotation, molecular function: monoatomic cation transmembrane transporter activity. NCBI's taxonomy places the organism in Eukaryota, Metazoa, Arthropoda, Arachnida, Scorpiones, Buthidae. The coding region runs from base 109 to 1590 and encodes 493 amino acids. Gene Ontology annotation, biological process: monoatomic cation transport. The transcript has 11 exons.
GAAGGUUUUUUUUGUUCAGAGACAUUUUUACAUCAUUUUACGUAUUGUUCGAAUAUUUUUCUAUAGGACCGUUGAAAAGAAUUAGUCUUUAAGAAUAAUUGCUUGGACAUGAAACACAAGAAAAGCUCUAUUGUAUACACUAUAUCAGACGAUGGUGAGAAAUCCAAAGAAUGUGUCUUACUUAAAAAGUCGUGUUUCAAAAACGAAAAUGAAGUAAUUAAAUCCUGCGAAGUAGUCAAAGAAGAUUACGUUUUAGAACUAAAAGUAAAAGAUGAUCUAAUUUCUGAAAUUGCUGCUUGUAAACCCGAAGAUGAAGUUGAUAACGAAUGCCACGUGAGAAGUGAAACAACAUUUUCUUUGACUUUCCAAGUCUUUAUACCAUUUAUAAUUGCCGGCUAUGGUACGUGUGGAGCGGGGUUUCUUUUGGAUAUAAUACAGCAUUGGACUGUGUUUCGGGAAGUAAGCGAGUUAUUUAUUGUUGUACCGACUCUAUUAGGUUUGAAAGGAAACUUAGAAAUGACUUUAGCUUCUAGAUUAUCAACUCAGGCUAAUUUAGGAAAUUUCAAUACUGUGAAAAAAUUUUUACUUAUGGGUUGGGGAAAUAUGGCAUUAAAAUUGGCCCAAGCAUCAACUAUGGGUUUCAUUGCAGCUAUAUUUGCUGUUAUUAUGGAUACCGUCCAGUCAGGAAAAUUUAAUUAUCAACAUGCGCUAUUGAUCAGUUGCAGUAGCAUCUCUACAGGAGCCAUUACUACAAUAGGAUUAGGUACAAUUACUACAACGGUCGUCUUUGUAUCACAUCUAUAUAACAUCAAUCCAGAUAACAUCGCAACACCAGUGGCUGCUUCUCUUGGAGAUAUAACUACUUUGGGUGUUCUAGCAAUUAUUUCUGAAAAAAUUUACGAAACUCCAGAUUUUUUCAUUAUCUCGGGUGUUGCAAUUGUAAUUUUGUUGUUGCUGGUGCCACUUUGGAUUUAUUUUGCUAGAAAAAAUAUCUAUACUAGACGCCUAAUAUUAACUGGUUGGUCACCAGUCCUCAUUGCUGCUGGAAUUACCAGUGGAGGAGGUUUUAUUUUGCAAUAUGCUGUUAAACAUUACGAAGGAAUGGCCGUCUUUCAACCCGUUAUAAACGGUAUUGCUGGAAAUUUAGUUGCCGUACAAGCUAGUCGCAUUUCUACUUAUUGUCACCAAAGAGCCGAAUUAGGGAAGUUGCCGAAAGAAAGUAAUAAAAUAUGUAUACUUCCAUACGCAGCAUUUUUCGGAAAACAUGAUAAUUCACGUACAGCUAGAAUUCUCUUGUUAAUGAUAAUUCCCGGACAUUUAAUAUUUUCUUACAGCAUUCAUUUAAUUAAGCACGGAAAUACAAGCCUUAACUGUGUUUUCCUUCCUAUUUAUUUAGUUGCUACUCUUAUACAGAUGAUUAUAUUAUUAUACAUUGCACACGUAAUGGUACAUUUAAUGUGGAGGUGGAAAAUCGAUCCCGAUAAUUCUGCAAUUCCAAUUUUAACAGCUUUAGGAGAUCUUUCGGGGACUGCUUUUUUAACUAUUGUGUUUUAUAUUUAUACCCAAACUCACUACGAAGAUGUGAAAUAAUGAUGUUCUCACUUAUGAAUCUUUAGAAAAAUUUUAUCAUUAAGAAAAUAAAUAACUUCACAAUUACGUGUUCGAUAAAGUAUUGUUUUUCACAUUUCUUAUUUAAUUUUAAAUACUCGAAAUUACUCAAUACUGUACAAAUCAAUACUUAUACAACUUUCGUGUUCUACAUCUAUGUAAUUUAUCCGCUUUCGCUCCAUAUAAUUUUGUGUAUUCUACAUCUAAACAUAUAGAAUAUAAUAGAGUGUAGAAAAUGCCGUAUAAAA